Entrophospora candida is the source of this 177-nucleotide messenger RNA. NCBI's taxonomy places the organism in Eukaryota, Fungi, Glomeromycota, Glomeromycetes, Entrophosporales, Entrophosporaceae. The record is from the annotation of a GenBank genome assembly.
AUGAAUAAACAACAAUUCGAGAAAAACAUCACUUCAUUUAAACCGAUUCACGGUUUUCCUCAAAUGAGGAAACAAGUUAUCGACAAAUUCAUCGCAACAACAACUCAAGAAAAAGAAAAAGAAAACGCAAGAAGCAUUAUUAGAGAUAGAACUGGAGCAAGAGAAAAAAUACUUUAA